AUGCCGCAGUGCAUCGACGAGGCCGCGUAUCGCGAGCGUCGCCAGGGCAAGGGCACUGUGGCCAGGUCCUUGAAGCCGGCAUUGGAAGCAGGCCCUCCACGAGCUUCUCGAGCAGCGUGGCAUUACCAACUGCGACCAGCAUGGUUGGACCAAGGUACCUCUGGGCAUGUAGGCUACCUCAGCGAGGAUAAAGAAGGACUGCAAGGCCAAGACAAGGCCUACAUCAAGAGACGUAGGCAAGUCCCUCUCAUGAAGCGCAACGCUACCUCCUCCUCCUCUUCCUACUCUGGCCGCAAACGAGGUGCUACCUCCUCCUCGUCGUCUGGCAGCAAGCGCGACGCUACUUGCUCCUCCUCCUCCUCCUCCUCCUUCUCCUCCUCCCCCUCCGCGUCUGGUCGCAAAGGGGUUGCCACUUCUUCCUCCUCCUCCUCCUCCUCCGCUGCGGCCUCGUCUUCGAAGAAGCCGCAGGCCGCUUCAUCCUCAAAGAGAAGCAGGCCAGGCUCGGCCAAGUCUGCAUCCAAGGGGGAGGGAGAAGGGGAUGCAGAGCAAGGAGACGGAACAUCAAGCGCUGCGCUGGGCGACGGGGACGAGAUUCGCCUGCUCAGCGAUGUAGGCGUCGACCCUCGGGCGUUCCUCCAGCUGGUGCGCGAGAGGGAAGAGGCGUGGCGCAGCAAGCCCGCAGCCGAUGCUGAGCCAGACUUCGUCGACAACGACGGCACGGAGUGGUUCGAGACUCCGAUCGUCACGACAAAGGCGACGUUUCUCAAGGAUCGAGAGAGCCGCAAGAUGUACACCCUCUUGGCCAGGCCAGAGCCCAAGACUGGUCAGCCCGGCACGUCGCUGGAGAAGGGCUUCCGUCUCCUGAGGAAGAUCGCGGGGGAGCAAGUGGAUCUCAAGUGCCAGAUCCCUCCCACCCUCAACCGUGGUAUCGGAGCGCUCGAGACCGCCAUCAAGAGGGGCGAUACGGCAAGCUCCGACCUCUCGGCUGUGCCCCGCUGCGUCGUAUACGCCGAGAUGGUCCUCGACGCCAAUUCGUGGGCUGCCGUCUACCUGGGCAAGAGCUUCUUCUGGGCAAGGAGGGGAGGUCACCACAGGGCGCAAGUCGUCAAGGCCGAGGCUGUCGGUGCCAGGUUUUUCCCGCUGCAUUACCAAUACGCAGCCGGGAAAGAGGUGCUCUGCUUCGACUGGGCACGUAUCAACGAUCGCGUGCCGCUCAAGGAGCAGGACCUCCUCUUGUCGGUGCUGGAGCCUCUCCUCGCCGCCAACGUCGGAGCCUGCCAAAGGCUGCCGGGGAUUCUCAAGGCGAGAGCCAACGUUGCCCUUCCCUCGCUCCACAACGUCACUGGCCUGAACGGCAACAUGGCCAUCGACGGGCCGCGCUACCCUGGGAAUGCGAAGCUCACAGAUCGCACCGGCCUCGACGAUUAUCGUGAGGUUGUGGGAAUGACGAAGCUGGCCCUGGCGACGUCGACGCUCGCCAACGCAGUGGCAGACACGGCGACCAGCAACGUGGCGGCGGCGAGGCAGCGAGCGGCAGACGCGACUGCAUUCCUGGCAUACGCUCGCGCUAUGCAGGAGGCGAUGAUGUCCAGCCUGUACUUUGCUGGCAUGCCACAGGAGUGGAAGCGUGAGAGCGUCUUUAAGGCUCUGAAUAUCGUCGUGCUUGCCGGCAGGAUGGAAGCUCUUUUCCCAGGUGAGGCGUCUGGCACCGCUUCAGCACGCGUCCGCUACAUCGACGCGUCCGACGACCCGAGCGAGCUCAUCGUCGCAAGCUGGUGGGAGGAGGCCCCCAUCCGCCGCGGCAUGGUCGUUGAGAUUUGCCGCGCUGAUGGCAAGGUCAAGGGCACGGACAAAUAUCCUCUCAAGAUGCACAGCGGUCAAAUACCUUUGAGUGCCCCGUACGAGCGAGUAUCGGAUCAGCUUUUCUCCUGGAGGAGCGAUGCUGACAAGGCCGAGCGUCUCGAGCAGAAGAGGGCAAUUGAGGCCGACAUCGAGGCCUGCAAGGCUGCGUGUCCCGAUUUUUCCAACCUCAAGCCUCGUUUGCAGAGGCUCGUCGCGGGCAGAUGGCUCAUGAGGGACUUGAGGCAGCUUUUGGUCGAGGAGGAGGAUGGCAAGCGCCGCGUCGUCAAGAUCGGAACCAACAAGGGUCGCAAGGCGGAGCAAGAGCGAAUGAGGGCGCUGCUGGGUCAUCACAAGGUUGCGCGCGGCAGUCAGGAAAGGCACCCUACCGUCUUGGCUCCAUUGCCCGAAGAGGCGCAUCUGGGCUUUGAGCUCAUGGCUUCAAACGGAGCGUGGAGGAUGUUCACUCACAAAUUCGUUCCCCAGAUUAGUAACGACGUCAAGAAGCAAGGCUUGGCGCCGCGCCCAUACCCCUAUCCUGCUGGAGUGACAGUGAACCCCUGGACCGUCCGUCGCAGUGGGCAUAGUUGGACGAUUGUCCCAGACAAGAAGACCACCGUCUCCCUUCCGACCGCCCUGAUGGAGGCACUUUUCGGCGAAGGGCCUUGGGUCGCUGGUGAGCUCAAGGCUGACUUCGUCACGAACAUCUCCCCCCCCUCAUGCUGGAGCGCUGAGAAGUUCAAGACCUGGAUUAGGCGCCCCGCAGUGACCGGCGACAACAUCGUGCCAGCAAGCCCGUGGUAUCAGUACAAGUGGCACAAGGCAGCUGUCCGAGUAGCGCAAUACGAUUGUCUCAAUGCGCUGAGGCAGGACUGGUCCAAGGGACGCAAGCCUUUCCCGAAAGUCGCGCUGCCGACAGGUGCGCUGCAAUUUUAG
This is a messenger RNA of Jaminaea rosea, 2775 nucleotides long. RefSeq lists its product as hypothetical. Lineage: Eukaryota; Fungi; Basidiomycota; Exobasidiomycetes; Microstromatales. The record is from RefSeq and is a predicted model, not a curated record. Bases 1 to 2775 code for a protein of 924 amino acids. The transcript is spliced from 6 exons.